AUGCCACAGACCACGCCACAGACCACGCCACAGACCACACCACAGACCACGCCACAGACCACACCACAGACCACGCCACAGAUCAUGCCACAGACCACGCCACAGACCACGCCACAGACCACGCCACAGACCACACCACAGACCACGCCACAGACCACACCACAGACCACGCCACAGAUCAUGCCACAGACCACGCCUCAGACCACGCCACAGAUCAUGCCACAGACCACGCCACAGACCACGCCACAGAUCAUGCCACAGACCACGCCACAGACCACACCACAGACCACGCCACAGAUCAUGCCACAGACCACGCCACAGACCACGCCACAGACCACGCCACAGACCACGCCACAGAUCAUGCCACAGACCACGCCACAGACCACGCCACAGAUCAUGCCACAGACCACGCCACAGACCACACCACAGACCACGCCACAGACCACGCCACAGACCACGCCACAGACCACGCCACAGACCACGCCACAGACCACGCCACAGACCAUGCCACAGACCACGCCACAGAUCAUGCCACAGACCACGCCACAGACCACGCCACAGACCACGCCACAGACCACGCCACAGACCACGCCACAGACCACGCCACAGACCACGCCACAGACCAAGCCACAGACCACGCCACAGACCACGCCACAGAUCAUGCCACAGACCACGCCACAGACCAAGCCACAGACCACGCCACAGAUCAUGCCACAGACCAUGCCACAGACCAUGCCACAGACCAAGCCACAGACCACGCCACAGAUCAUGCCACAGACCAGGCCACAGACCAAGCCACAGACCACGCCACAGAUCAUGCCACAGACCAUGCCACAGACCAUGCCACAGACCAAGCCACAGACCACGCCACAGAUCAUGCCACAGACCAUGCCACAGACCAGGCCACAGACCACGCCACAGAUCAUGCCACAGAUCAUGCCACAGACCAAGCCACAGACCACGCCACAGACUAGGCCACAGACCAAGCCACAGACAUAA
Molecule: messenger RNA, 999 nt
Organism: Procambarus clarkii (red swamp crayfish)
Lineage: Eukaryota; Metazoa; Arthropoda; Malacostraca; Decapoda; Cambaridae
Source: RefSeq, a predicted model, not a curated record